This is a messenger RNA of Didymella exigua CBS 183.55, 1380 nucleotides long. RefSeq lists its product as uncharacterized. The transcript has a single exon. NCBI's taxonomy places the organism in Eukaryota, Fungi, Ascomycota, Dothideomycetes, Pleosporales, Didymellaceae. The record is from RefSeq and is a predicted model, not a curated record. Bases 1 to 1380 code for a protein of 459 amino acids.
AUGUUUGGAUCACGCAAGCUCUACGUCUCGCUCCUCGGAGCUUUGGCUUGGUCAGGUACAGCUGCUGACACGGUCUUGUCAAUUGUCGAGGCCGCAGCUAUCUCCACCACACAGACCUCCCUCUUUCAUAUUGCUACUGUAGCAAGUGCACUAGAUGCUGUAUCGUUGUGUUGCGUUAUUUUCUACAUUGUCCAAGAUGUACGACGAAGAGACGGGUUUAUGGAACGAUCGUCAAAAGCAAGGAGGGUGCUGGUCGGUGUCAGUGUGGUUUUAUCGUCUGCUGCAUUGAUCGUGUCGCUCAUCUUGAUCAUUUCCAUCAAUACAAAGUGGGACCAGGUCAUUAGCACCUCAUCAGCAGGCCCAGUCUCAAACUGGGACGGUGUCUAUGCUGGUCACGUUGUUGCAUGGGCGGUCUCAUGCAUUGGUCAGAUCGCGUUGUACUCUUCCACUUUCUGGAAGCGCCACACACCCAAGCUUCAACCGAUCACCGUGUCUGGUCCGAGAGACUCUGUCAUGUCCCAGAUGCGAAGCGCGCAGCCAAACAGUAACAUGUUUACUAUGAAGCCUGCUCAGCCAUCCUCUCCACUGGACAACCUGGGUGCUCUCCCUUCACCAACCUACUCGACCCGCUCAUCGCAGUCGCUCAAGUCCUUUCGGGAGUCCAUUCGAUACGCCGUUCGACCUGUAACAUCCCGUUCUACCCUGAUCAGCCGGCCUUCGUUCAACCGGGACGCAAGAAGCAUCUAUUCAGAUGCCCACUCCAUCGACAACGUGUCCCACUCAGAUGGAUUUGAUAGCUGGGACACUAGCAGUGUGAGUAACCAAGCCCGAGAUGCAGUUAUGCAUGCUCCAUCAAAAGGCACACCAUUGGAUACAAUCCCGGGAAGUCGAUCUAUGACUCCAGCGCGAGCCCUGGAUGGCCCUUUCCUACCUGAGAUCGACGAAGAAUUGGCUGAGGAAGAGCUUGUUGCACCGCGCAUGAUUCCAGACGUGUCAAGACCACCCAGUCCAGCGGUGAGCGAGGCGCAUAUUCACCCUCUUUUCAGGAGCGAGAGUCCUAUCCCCCCACCGGAGGCCACACCCGGUACAAGCAUUGUGGCCAGCCCUCUUGCAGACCAAGUCAUUGCAUGCCCGGCGCGGCCUUAUAACCGCAUGCGAUCAAACAGCAACCUGCGCAACAACACCACAAGCCCCAGCCCUCUCGUUCCGGCUCAAAGUUUCCGAGGCCGCGCACUCAGCCAGAGCGCUGGAGACAGGACGCCUUCUCCUCCUAGUAGGGAGAUGACACCCCCCAUCCCUGACUUCGUUCUCAACUCAUCCCCACGCAGCAGCCUAAGUGGAUCACGUAAAGUCAGUCUGCGCAACUCACCCGACCGGUGA